Molecule: messenger RNA, 700 nt
Organism: Symbiodinium sp. CCMP2592
Lineage: Eukaryota; Dinophyceae; Suessiales; Symbiodiniaceae
Source: the annotation of a GenBank genome assembly
GCUCCUGGCCUUUCGUGGCCUGCUCCUGGCCUUUCGUGGCCUGCUCCUGGCCUUUCGUGGCCUGCUCCUGGCCUUUCGCGGUCUGUUCCUGGCCUUUCGUGGCCUGCUCCUGGCCUUUCGUGGCCUGCUCCUGGCCUUUCGUGGCCUGCUUCUGGCCUUUCGUGGCCUGCUCCUGGCCUUUCGUGGCCUGCUCCUGGCCUUUCGUGGCCUGCUCCUGGCCUUUCGUGGCCUGCUCCUGGCCUUUCGUGGCCUGCUCCUGGCCUUUCGUGGCCUGCUCUUGGCCUUUCGUGGCCUGCUCUUGGCCUUUCGUGGCCUGCUCCUGGCCCUUCGUGGCCUGCUCCUGGCCUUUCGUGGCCUGCUCCUGGUCUUGCGUGGCCUGCUCCUGGCCUUUCGUGGCCUGCUCCUAGCCUUUCGUGGCCUGCUCCUGGCCUUUCGUGGCCUGCUCCUGGCCUUUCGUGGCCUGCUCCUGGCCUUUCGCGGCCUGCUCCUGGCCUUUCUGGCCUGCUCCCGGCCUUUCGUGGCCUGCUCCUGGCCUUUCGUGGCCUGCUUCUGGCCUUUCGUGGCCUGCUCCUGGCCUUUCGUGUCCUUUCGUGGCCUGCUCCUGCCUUUUCGUGGCCUGCUCCUGGCCUUUCGUGGCCUGCUCCUGGCGUUUCGUGGCCUGCUCCUGGCCUUUCGUGGCCUGCUCCUGGCCUUUCGUGGG